UACAUUUUUAUAGGCAAUCCCAUGGAGGCAAAUGCGCAGGUAGGCACUGCAUUUACAGCGCUUCGUGCACGUCACCAGCGCUGAAUAUCUCAAAGCGAGCAGUGUUCUUAAUAUUGCAUUUCUCCUCCAUAUCUGACCAUAGCUGAUUUCUUCGCAAUUUACUUGUUUAGUAUGCGCUGCACGACAAUGAAGCGGCGCCACCAGCAUGGGCAGCUCGAGUGCGGCUCACACCCGAACUGCUGCAGAAGCUUCGACAAGACCCGCAGCAGGUUCUGCUCAAGCUAAACACAGCAACUGAUGACGGAGCGCCCAAGGCUCGUGGAAGCAGCAAAAAGACCAGUGUGAUGACUGUCAAAUUGGCUUCGGACGGCGAAGCGGAGGAGACGGAAGAGCAGUACGAGUUACUGUCGUUUCCGGAGGAUCCAAGCAUCAAUCACGUCUGUACCUAUAGGCGAGAAACAGGCGAUGGAGCAACUGGCGGCUACAGUAUUUAUAAGACAGGUGCAAUCCACCAGAAGCUGCUGGUGCAACGACUGCUGGACGCCACGGAGAAGGAUCGCAUUAAGGAUAAACAUGCCAAGUCUGUGCUUGCAUCCAAGUCACGUGCGUCGAAGCUAAUUGACUCGGAGCUAGAGAAACCUGCGAAAAAGCAGCGACUGACAAGGCUGUCGAGUGUACCAACUUCGAGGACGUCUGGAGGGGGCAGUGCGUGGUCCAUUGCAUCAGGCCACAAGCGGACAAGGAAAUUGAUGCUUCCAUCAGCGUUAACGAAGGAGGAUGCCAAAGAGGCUAGAGAGAGGAUUGAAAACCGGUUCGAAGUCGAGGUGGAAGCUGCACCAAAUGUAUCUAGAUCAGAGGAGAAAACAGCUGAGUGCGAAACAGGAGACAGCGAGAUCGAGGAGGCUCCAACAGUAGUUGUGAGUAAGGAUACUGCAGCCGCCGCUCGUGAUGCCGAGUUUCAUGCUCUUUUUUCGUCGGAUUCUGAAGACGACGACAACAAGGUGGAUCGAAGCCAAAAGCAAAGGAAGAAAAAGAAAUCAUGGAAGGGGCAUACAAGCACUGCUGUACCAAGUGUAGACGAACAACAUGAAGGCAAGUCGGUCGCUGGAGCAAUGAAUAAGGGAUCUCUAAUUUCAGACUCGGAUGCAAUUGCUCAACCGAAGGAGUCUACAAGCCCGGCAACAGGAAUUGGCACCACCAACGAGCCAUCCAAGAACGAAUCAAGUGCUACAGAAGUGAAAAAGAACGAGGAAAGGCUGGAUAUCUACGCGCUGAAGCCUAUCAAGCCGUCAAGUUCUGGCAUCGAGGUUAAGCGUGCGAGGGUGCGCUCAGCGCUCGUAUCCGAUAGGGUGAAGCAGGCGCGUUUGCCCGACCUGUCGUUCUUCCCGUCUGCUGUUGUACAGAUCUGUCAGCGACUAGCGAACUACCAUGGUCGGUCGAUAAUCCUCGAUGAGAGCGACUACAACGCGUUCGUGGAGACGCACGAGCAGUUCCGACAAGACUGGGAAAUGCUGGACAAGGCUUAUUCCAUCGAGAUGAUCAAGACAGAGGGUCUGCACCUGCAGCUUGAAGUGGCGUCGCCGGACAGCAAUCUAGAGCAGCUCCAACAACGGAUAGAAGCCUCCAGUAGCAAGAAAGCGGGUCUGCUGUUCGUUCGGGACGCCAUGGCGAGCAUCCAGAAGAUUUUGCACAGCAUCCAAGUGUCCGUCGACCGCUUUAACAUGAAGGCGCACACGUCGCAGACCACAUCUGAUUUACACAAUAUUAAGUGAGUUUGUGUUUUCCACACAUCAACUUUCCACAUUACACAA
Messenger RNA from Phytophthora nicotianae INRA-310, 1811 nucleotides. RefSeq lists its product as hypothetical. The record is from RefSeq and is a predicted model, not a curated record. Bases 345 to 1772 code for a protein of 475 amino acids. The transcript has 4 exons. Lineage: Eukaryota; Oomycota; Peronosporomycetes; Peronosporales; Peronosporaceae.